AUUGUCAAAGCAAAUAACCGGGACCUCUCUUACAUCCUCCUGGUCUCCCUCCUGCUUUGCUUCUUGUCUUCUUUUCUUUUCAUUGGUCCACCAAGGAAAGUUACCUGCCUUCUUCGACAAACAGUUUUCAGCAUCAUCUUCUCAGUUGCCAUUUCUUCUCUCUUGGCUAAAACAAUCACGGUGGUGCUGGCUUUCCUGGCCACAAAACCAGGAAACCAAGUAAAGAGAUGGUUGGGGAAAAGCCUGGCCAACUCCAUCAUCCUUUUUUGUUCUACUGUCCAAAUUAUCAUCUGCUCCAUCUGGCUUGGAGUUUUUCCCCCAUUCCCUGACUCUGACCUCCACUCCCAGCCUGGAGCAAUCAUCCUGCAAUGCAAUGAAGGCUCUGUUGUCAUGUUCUAUAUCACCCUCUGCUACAUGGGCUUUCUGGCUACCAUUUGUUUCACUGUGGCUUUCCUGGCCAGGAAUCUCCCUGGGUCCUUCAAUGAAGCCAAGUUGAUCACCUUCAGCAUGCUGGUCUUCUGCAGUGUUUGG
This is a messenger RNA of Protobothrops mucrosquamatus (brown spotted pit viper), 531 nucleotides long. RefSeq names its product vomeronasal type-2 receptor 26-like. Gene Ontology annotation, molecular function: G protein-coupled receptor activity. Gene Ontology annotation, cellular component: membrane. Lineage: Eukaryota; Metazoa; Chordata; Lepidosauria; Squamata; Viperidae. The transcript has a single exon. The annotation marks the transcript as partial. Gene Ontology annotation, biological process: G protein-coupled receptor signaling pathway. The record is from RefSeq and is a predicted model, not a curated record.